UUUUUCUUUUGCCAAAGCAAAGACCUUUACCUUUUGCCAGAGCAAAGACGACCAGUAAGUGGAGGUCACUUUUGCUCACUUUGUAGCAGUGAUCCAAUGCUGCCAUAGCAUAGCAGGUUACAGAAUCGGUAUAUAAGCACCGUCCGAGUACAUGCGAGUUGCCAAAUCAAAUUGGAUUCACUUGAAAAGAAAAAUAUUGACACCCACUGUUCGCUGAUAUCAGGCUUAUCCAUCGCAAUCAACACCAGCAGAACCUUGAUUCUGUUUGCUCUGCAAUUUCACAUCUAGGUGGUUAAUUACAACAACUUCAAGCAAAGCGCGGGCAAAUCUUGCUAGUGAAUUAAUUAAUUUUGGAGACCGACUCAUGCAUGCAGCAGUAUAUAGCCAUAUCGACCAUGCAUUGCCCUCUGUAAAAGCAAAGCAGUAGCAAAACAGAAGUGAGUGAACGUGCAUUUAUUUUUAUUACAGUAUGGGAGGUGCCAAAGGAGGUGGUGGAGGAGGUGCCAAGGGUGGCGGUAGCGGAGGAGGUGCCAAGGGUGGCGGUAGCGGAGGAGGUGCUAAAAGUGGCAGUGGAGGAGGUGGUGCCAUAGGCAGUGGCGGAGGAGGUACCAAAAGUGGCGGAGGAGGUGCCAAAAGUGGCGGUGGAGCAGGAGGUUCCAAAGGCGGUGGCAGCGGAGGUGCCAAAAUUGGCGGUGGCGGAGGAAUAACUGGAGGGCAAGUGUCCUCGGGUGCCAGUUCUGGUGGAGCCAUGAAGGCCCCUGGAAGAGAUGCUACAAUAUCCAGGGACGUCUUUGAGAGUAACCCUAAGGGCUAUUUUCAAGACCUCCACGGUGACAGCAAGUAGUAGGGACAUGACGUACCAUGUGUAACAUAGAUGUAUAUGAAUAAAAACCGGUGUAGUACUGGUACGUAGAACUCUGGCUUGCUUUUGUUAAUAUGGCGGCGGUCGUAUAUGUAUAUGUGUGUAACCAUGUAUAUAUAAAAAAGAGUACGUCUGGACUGGUACGUACUCUUGCUUUGCUUCUUUUGGCCUCCUCUGUCUUAGAGAAGUCUUACAUACAUGAAAUUCUUUGUAAGAACUACUGAUCAUGAAUAAGUUUCCAUAUUGUGAUUACGUCAA
Messenger RNA from Rosa rugosa (rugosa rose), 1120 nucleotides. Its product is annotated as glycine-rich cell wall structural protein 1. The transcript is spliced from 3 exons. The record is from RefSeq and is a predicted model, not a curated record. The coding region runs from base 470 to 844 and encodes 124 amino acids. NCBI's taxonomy places the organism in Eukaryota, Viridiplantae, Streptophyta, Magnoliopsida, Rosales, Rosaceae.